AUGCUUCGACGACUCGCGCGAUGCGCGACCGCGCGAUCGACGCUCGAGCGAACGUACGCGACGGCGAGCGCGAAGGGGGCGAGCGGGGGGGACGUGAAGGCGCCUUUGCAACAAUUCGGGACGAGCGGACGGUACGCCACGGCGUUGUACGUCGCGGCGACGAAGGCUGGGUCUUUGGCCGCGGUUGAGAGUGAAGUGGCGCAGCUCACGGCUUUGGUCGAGAAAGAUCUCAAGUUUAAGCAGUUUCUGAUGGAUCCGUCGAUGGCGAAGAGCAAGAAGUUGGCGGGCGUCAAGGAAUUUUGCGCGGGCGCGAAGUUUACGCCGAUCACGAGCAACUUCGUCGCCACGAUGGCGGAGUACGGACGGCUGAAGGAGUUGCACAAGAUUUCGCUUCGCUUCGAAGAGCAAUGCAUGGCUUCCCGUAACGAGGUGAAGUGCGUCAUCACGACGGCGCAGGCGCUCACCCCGGCGCAGCUCACCAAGGUUACGGAAUCCAUCAAGGGCCACGCCCCAUCGGGCUCGACGCUGAAGAUCGAGGCCGUGGUUGACCCUCGAUUGAUCGGUGGUUUGACGGCGAGCAUCGGCGAAAAGUUCUUCGAUCUCUCGUUGAUGACGACGGUUAAGAAGUAUGAGGCAGUCAUCGCCGCGCCACUCUAG
This is a messenger RNA of Ostreococcus lucimarinus CCE9901, 657 nucleotides long. RefSeq names its product F-ATPase family transporter: protons (mitochondrial). Bases 1 to 657 code for a protein of 218 amino acids. Gene Ontology annotation, biological process: proton motive force-driven mitochondrial ATP synthesis. The transcript has 4 exons. The record is from RefSeq and is a predicted model, not a curated record. Gene Ontology annotation, molecular function: proton-transporting ATP synthase activity, rotational mechanism. Lineage: Eukaryota; Viridiplantae; Chlorophyta; Mamiellophyceae; Mamiellales; Bathycoccaceae.